UUCCCUCGCUCCCGCGCUCUCGAGGAGUGAUUGUCAGCCGGAGCCCUCCAGAAAUGCUGUCCUUAACAGUUCCUGCUCUCUCUCAAUCUUUCGACUCUCCCCUCCGGCUCCCCCAAGCGCAUGAGGAUUGAUCCUCAGGAUACCUUUGUCUUCUAUAUAACUCUCAUUUAGCAUAUUGAUGGCUCAUGGUGUUUAAUUCCCUUCGUUUGUUCAUCACUUUUUCUCGAGCCGCCAUCUCCCGUGCUGUGUCUAGCAUCAUACACUGACCUUCGCCCUGACGUGCAAAUCAAUCGCCUUCUAACGUCUACCUGCUGCAUCGAGUGCGAUACGAUUAUAUAUUCUCCUGCGCACUCUCCAUUCCCUUCCGACCGUGCGAUUUCGCUACAUUUCGCUACAAGUCGGUACACUGGCUGCGCUGCCGGGUUCGGCUCGUCGGAGCGGAGGCUCCUCCAUAUUCAUACGAUAGUUUCCCUGUUACAUGCCCUCCAGGGGCAAGCCGUGAUUCGAGAUGGCUUCCGUCAACUUUGAUUCAGAGGGACCAGAGCCUACACCCGGGGUUCGCCAUGUCGAUAGCAACAUUACGAUGCCAACGAAACGCCAACGAUGGGCGACCACACGAGCCACGAACGCCGGGGGUAUGCGGAAACGCGUUUCCAUCAUGGAUCGAUUUCACAAGCGCGCGGAAGCGAGGGAUGAGAAGCGAAGGUCUACUGCGGCCAAUUCAGCAACCGGGGCGCCGCCAGAUCCGCUCCCAGAGGACCCAGGAAACAGGAAGGUCUAUGUGAAUGUCCCGCUUCCCGAAUCCGAAAGGGACGAAGAUGGCCAUCCCAUGGCAAAUUAUCCUCGAAACAAAGUUCGCACGGCCAAGUACACGCCUAUAACUUUUGUCCCAAAGAACCUGUGGUUUCAGUUCCAAAACAUUGCGAAUAUCUACUUCCUCUUCAUCAUCAUUCUCAGUUUCUUCUCUAUUUUCGGUGUCGAUAAUCCCGCUCUGAAUGCGGUCCCCUUGAUUGUCAUCGUUGUCGUGACGGCUGUGAAAGAUGCCGUUGAGGACUGGCGUCGGACGGUACUAGACACGGAGUUGAACAACUCCCCCGUCUAUCGCUUAGUCGACUGGACCAAUGUCAAUUCGGCCGAAGAUAGUGUUUCAUUAUGGCGACGCUUCAAGAAAGCCUGCACUCGAGCAACCAUCUGGACGUACCGGAGGCUCAGGGAUAUGAUUCAGAAGAACAAGAAGAACCAGACGACUGAUGUUGAACGACGCGCAUCUUUCCUGACAACUGCCUCACCAAGAGCCUCUAUGGAGUCGCAGCACGGCGACCGUGGGAUGGACGACGCUAUCCAGAUGACUCCUGUGCCCUCUCCAGUGCCUGACGCGCGCUCAGAUUGGCCACUUCCUUCACCAAUUCAUAACCAGUUUUUGCAUCCAGAUAAAGCGGCUCGCGAUAGUAUGGCCGCGUCUGAGGGAUCAGCUGCAGGUCAACCGAGGAAAAUCGGCAACGUCGUGGACAAGACAAAACAAGUAGUUGGCAAAGCCCGCUUCAAGCGCGACUACUGGAAAAGCUUACAAGUUGGUGAUUUCGUCCGGCUGUACAACGGUGACCCAAUUCCUGCGGAUAUUGUUGUGCUUUCAACAUCAGACCCAGAUGGUGCCUGCUAUGUGGAAACGAAGAGUCUCGAUGGCGAGACUAAUCUGAAAGUCCGACAUGCUCUCAACUGCGGGCGCCAAGUUCGACAUGCGCGCGAUUGCGAACGGGCAGAGUUUGUUGUUGAGAGCGAGGCCCCUCAUCCUAACCUUUACGCUUACAACGGCGCCUUGCGGUGGGACCAGCGCGAUCCUGACUACCCAGACGCUCCUCGAAAGGAAAUGGUGGAACCAAUAACAAUCAACAAUCUGCUUCUGCGUGGAUGCUCUGUUCGCAAUACCGAAUGGGUUCUUGGCGUUGUCCUGUUCACUGGCGUUGAGACCAAGAUCAUGCUCAACUCUGGCGAGACGCCCAGUAAGAGACCACAACUUGCAAAGGAUCUCAAUUGGAAUGUCAUCUACAAUUUCAUUAUCCUGUUCUUCAUGUGUCUCGUUUCCGCCAUUGUCAACGGUGUUGCGUGGGAUUCUAACACUGGGUCUCUCGUGUACUUUGAAGAAGCCUAUGGGAGCAGCCCGGCAGUUACUGGUAUCAUCACCUUCUGGGUUGCUUUGAUUCUUUUCCAGAACUUGGUGCCAAUCUCGCUCUACAUCUCUCUCGAAAUUGUCCGCACGGCUCAGGCUAUUUUCAUCCAUAGUGACGUUUUCAUGUAUUAUGACAAGCUCGGAAUCGCUUGUAUACCGAAAACUUGGAACAUAUCUGACGACGUCGGGCAAAUCGAAUACAUAUUCUCCGACAAAACUGGCACUUUGACGCAGAAUGUCAUGGACUUCAAGAAGUGUACUGUCAACGGCGUUUCGUACGGCGAAGCAUUCACGGAAGCCCAAAUCGGCAUGGUUCGUCGUGAAGGAGGCGAUGCUGACGCCGAAGCCGCAAGAGCUCGGGCAAAGAUAGCUGCGGAUAAAACGAGAAUGAUCCAGAUGCUGCGAGCGAAGCACGACAAUCCGUAUUUACGCGACGAAAACCUUACAUUCGUCUCACCGACCUAUGUCGCAGAUAUGAACGGCCAAUCUGGCGCAGCCCAAAAACAGGCCACCGAACAUUUCAUGCUUGCUCUUGCCCUGUGCCACUCGGUCAUCACUGAGCACACACCUGGUGAUCCUCCGCAAAUUGAGUUCAGAGCACAGUCACCGGACGAGGCGGCCUUGGUUGGUACAGCUCGCGAUUGCGGAUUCACCCUCCUUGGAAGAUCCAAUGACGACCUCAUUUUGAAUGUCAUGGGCGAGGAGCGUACCUAUACCGUUCUGAACACACUCGAGUUCAAUUCCACCAGAAAACGGAUGAGUGCUAUUGUGCGUAUGCCUGAUGGUAGCAUCAGACUGUUCUGCAAGGGCGCGGACAGUAUUAUCUAUUCACGUCUAGCCUCAGGAAAGCAACAGGAACUUCGGAGAGAAACAGCACAGCACCUGGAGAUGUUCGCCCGUGAAGGUUUACGAACCCUAUGUGUCGCGGACCGAAAGCUCUCCGAGGAUGAGUAUCGAACUUGGAGCAAGGAGCACGACAUUGCAGCAGCGGCAAUCACGGAUCGCGAAGAGAAACUCGAAAACGUCGCUAGCUCGAUUGAGCAAGAACUUAUGCUCAUCGGCGGCACUGCCAUUGAGGACAAAUUGCAAGAUGGCGUGCCAGAUACCAUCUCUCUGUUGGCCGAGGCAGGUAUCAAGCUGUGGGUCCUCACUGGUGACAAGGUUGAGACGGCCAUUAACAUUGGCUUCUCAUGUAACCUUCUCACUAAUGAAAUGGAACUGAUUGUCUUCAAUAUACCUGAAGAUCAGCCACAGAGAGCGUCCCAGGAAUUGGACAAGCACCUACAGACAUUUGGACUCACUGGCUCUGACGAAGAGCUUAUCGCUGCCCGAAAGGACCACUCACCUCCUGCCGCGACUCAUGCUGUUGUGAUUGAUGGUGACACACUGAAAAUAAUGCUAACUGAUGAAAUGAAGCAGAGGUUCUUGCUUCUUUGCAAGCAAUGCAAAUCCGUCCUCUGCUGCCGAGUCAGCCCGGCUCAGAAGGCGGCCGUGGUGCGACUUGUGAAGGAGGGUCUCAAUAUCAUGGCGCUUUCUAUUGGUGAUGGUGCAAAUGAUGUUGCUAUGAUCCAAGCGGCCGAUGUUGGUGUUGGAAUCAUCGGAGAGGAAGGUAGACAAGCCGCCAUGUCGGCAGAUUAUGCUAUUGGACAGUUUCGGUUCUUGCAGCGCCUUGUGCUUGUUCAUGGCCGGUACUCGUAUAGACGCCUCGGUGAAACGACUGCAAACUUCUUCUACAAGAACUUGGUUUGGACUUUCGCACUCUUCUGGUACUCGAUCUACAACGACUUUGACGGCUCUUAUCUGUUCGACUAUACGUACAUUGUCUUGGUGAACGUCGCGUUCACUUCGUUACCUGUCAUUUUAAUGGGUAUCUUUGACCAAGAUGUCGAUGACAAAGUGUCGCUGGCCGUUCCGCAGUUGUACAAAAGAGGCAUCGAACGGCUUGAAUGGUCUCAGACAAAGUUUUGGCUGUAUAUGCUCGACGGCUUUUAUCAGUCCGUCAUGUGUUUCUAUAUGCCAUAUCUUCUGUAUGAGCCAGCCAACUUCGUACAUGCCAGCGGAAAAGACGUUAGCGAUCGAAACCGCAUGGGUAUCCUUGUUGCGACCUGCGCUGUGAUUGCCAGCAAUACCUACAUCAUCAUGAAUACCUAUAGGUGGGAUUGGUUGACGGUAUUGAUCAAUGUGAUCAGCUCGUUGCUUAUUUUCUUCUGGACCGGAGUUUAUUCCUCUGUCAUUACGUCAGCACAGUUCUACAAAUCUGCUGCUCAGACGUAUGGAGCCCUAUCUUUCUGGGUGGUUCUUCUUGUGACGGUCAUGAUGUGUCUCCUCCCUCGGUUCACCGUCAAAUCUAUCCAAAAGGUGUUUUUCCCUCUCGACGUCGACAUUAUCCGCGAGCAAGUCACCCAAGGCAAAUUCAAAUACUUGGACGAACACGAAACAUUCGUACCGAAGGCAGGUGGUUCUGCAACCGACUCCGCGGCUUCCUCAGACUUGGGAAAGCCAAUUAAUGCUGGUACGAAACAAAAUCCGUUCUCAGAUGAUCAGCAGAUUUAUGCGGAAUCCGUUGCCCCGACGGUUCGCACGCAUAAUCAACGCGGCCAGAAUGGUAGUAAUGGAACCACCUAUGCAUCUAGUCUCGACACAACCCAAUAUCCCCACCCCCAGGCGGUCGACUACGUGCGAUCCUCAGCCGAACGAACGCGACAUUCUUUUGAUAGAGACCGAGCCAGCUAUGACAGGGCCCGGCAAAGCUUCGACGCAGCAGAAGGAUUCCCCUCAGCGAACAAUCUAACGCGCGUGGAGUCGUCACUCACUACCGGUGCUCAACGACCGCAAAGUCCGCAUAGUCCGCUAAGCAGCUUGCACGACCCUCCGUCAUAUCGCUCCUAAACCAAUCUUGACUGUUCAUAUACUAACAUCAUGUGUUCGACGGCUCCUUGUCGGUUUCUUCCCAAAGCAUCCAUUCUGAUCUGUUUCCUAUAUUUGUUUGACGAGUAAUCGUGAGUUCUGAUUCUACCCUUUUGAUUCUGGUUUUCUUUUCGCGCCGUUGUCGAUUCCCCGAUAGAAGGCGUUCGGUAUACACAUAUGGGCGGCUGGGUGCAACUUUACAUUUCCUUAUACCUAUUCUUCCGACACCACAGUUUCCUCUUCUUCUUUCGUUCCCGCUUUCUUUUGAUUGUGGCGUACAGCUUGACUUAACUCUUUCCUUCCCUGUACAAAAGCAUUUGCGCGUGCAUCUUCGCCUUGAGCUUCUACGCUACCGCACUUUCAUAAUUUCCUAUACAUAGUUUUUGAAUGAGGGCGAGCCUUGUUACGUCGAUGUUUUUCAUGUUUGGACAAGAGAGGCGUAAUUGAGGCGUUUAUGUGCUCUGAAUACCUACGGUGUCUGUUCGAUUGUGGACAAUAAUACGAGCCUUGAAAGGAUCAUUGUGACUCCUCAAGUAGUUGCGUAGGCUCUUCUGAAGGCAAACC
Aspergillus calidoustus is the source of this 5638-nucleotide messenger RNA. The record is from the annotation of a GenBank genome assembly. Lineage: Eukaryota; Fungi; Ascomycota; Eurotiomycetes; Eurotiales; Aspergillaceae.